Messenger RNA from Lachancea lanzarotensis, 1395 nucleotides. RefSeq names its product LALA0S15e01508g1_1 (gene ARG4). The record is from RefSeq and is a predicted model, not a curated record. Gene Ontology annotation, molecular function: argininosuccinate lyase activity. Gene Ontology annotation, cellular component: cytosol. NCBI's taxonomy places the organism in Eukaryota, Fungi, Ascomycota, Saccharomycetes, Saccharomycetales, Saccharomycetaceae. Bases 1 to 1395 code for a protein of 464 amino acids. The transcript has a single exon.
AUGUCAAGCGAAAAAGCUGAGCUCAAGCUCUGGGGUGGCAGAUUUACUGGGAAAACCGACCCAUUGAUGGAUCUGUACAAUGCGUCUUUGCCGUAUGAUCAAAAAAUGUAUAACGCGGAUUUGGAUAAUUCCAAAUAUUACACGGAGGGUCUCUUGAAAGUCGGGCUCUUAAACCAGGAAGAAUUAAGCGAGAUCCAUAGAGGACUGGAAAUCAUCCGCGGGGAAUGGAAGUCAGGUUCGUUCGUCGAAAAACAGGGUGACGAGGACAUCCACACGGCCAAUGAAAGAAGAUUGGGGGAGAUUAUUGGCCGUCAUAUCGCUGGAAAAGUCCACACUGGAAGAUCCAGAAAUGAUCAAGUGGCCACGGAUAUGAGAAUUUACUGCCGUGAAGCACUUGAGAGUUUGAGCCAAAUCUUGCGCGAUCUCAUUGGUGCCAUUUUACAGAGAGCAGAGUCUGAACUUGACGUUUUGAUGCCCGGUUACACGCACUUGCAAAGAGCACAGCCUAUCAGAUGGUCGCAUUGGCUGAACCUCUACGCCAGCUACUUCACAGAGGACUUCAAAAGACUGCAGCAGAUCAAAGAAAGACUCAAUGUGUCCCCACUGGGAUCUGGUGCUCUUGCCGGCCAUCCGUACGGAAUUGACCGUGAAUACAUCGCUGGAAAACUAGGUUUCAACGGAUGCAUUGGCAAUUCGCUGCAAGCCGUUUCCGACAGAGACUUUGUUGUUGAAAUUCUGUUUUGGUGUUCUCUUUUCAUGAACCACGUUUCGCGUUUCAGUGAAGAUCUGAUCAUCUACUCCACCGCGGAAUUCGGGUUCGUCAAACUUUCCGAUGCUUAUAGCACUGGGUCCUCUUUGAUGCCCCAAAAGAAAAACCCAGACUCUUUGGAACUGCUUCGUGGUAAGUCCGGGAGAGUGUUCGGCUCAUUGUCCGGUUUUAUGAUGUCGCUGAAAUCGAUUCCAUCCACUUACAACAAGGACAUGCAGGAAGACAAAGAGCCGCUUUUCGACGCGCUUACGACUGUGGAGCAUUCGAUCUUGAUUGCAACAGGCGUUAUCUCUACUUUGGACAUCAACAAGGAAAAGAUGUUCAACGCUUUGACAAUGGACAUGCUAGCAACAGAUUUGGCAGACUACUUGGUCAGAAAAGGUGUUCCUUUUAGAGAGACCCAUCACAUUUCCGGUGAAGCUGUAAGUAAGGCUGAGAAGCUGAAUUUGUCCGGUAUUGACAAAUUAACAGUGGACCAGUUUAAGGAAAUUGAUGAAAGAUUCAGUUCUGAUGUGGCUGAUGUGUUUGAUUUCGAGGUAUCCGUUGAGAGAAGGACUGCUAUUGGCGGUACUGCAAAGAGUGCUGUUUUGCAACAAAUCGAAAACUUGAAAAGUCAACUUGUAUAA